GCUUCCCACCGACCGGGCCGCGCAUGCACGGCAGUAAAACGGAGCGCCUAGAGACGGAGGUGACCGCACAGUUGAGAUCCCGCCGGGUAGUCAUCUCUGCUUCUUCGGCCUCCGUGGUGGGGGUGGCGGUGGCGGGGUGUGUGUGUGUUAAGCGAGGGCCCCCGCCAUGCCGCCUCCGGGUCAAGUCCGCCUCCCAGACCUGGAUGCGGUGAAGCUCCGCGUCCGCAGCCUGAUCAGCACCCACUGGGUUAUGAUCUUCAGCAAGAGCUACUGCCCCUUCUGCAGGAAGGUGAAAGAUCUCUUUCAUACUCUGGGAGUAGAAUAUAGUGCUCUGGAGCUUGACAAGAUCGAUGAUGGGCCUAUUAUCCAGGAAGUAUUACUAGAACUGACGAGCCAAAGGACUGUCCCCAAUGUGUUUAUAAAUGGAAACCAUAUUGGUGGAUGUGAUCAAACUUUUCAAGCUUACCACGAUGGCACAUUGCAGAACCUUUUAGGGAAUAAAAAGGGUGAAGAGAUGGAAUCAUAUGAUUAUGACCUAAUUAUUAUUGGUGGUGGUUCUGGUGGACUUGCUUGUUCCAAGGAAGCUGCCACCUUAGGGAAGAAGGUCAUGGUUUUAGACUACGUUGUGCCAACACCAUUGGGUACUACAUGGGGGCUUGGUGGUACUUGCGUAAAUGUUGGCUGCAUUCCUAAAAAGUUGAUGCAUCAGGCAGCUUUAUUAGGUCAGGCACUGCAAGAUUCAAGAAAGUUUGGCUGGGAAUAUGAUCAGCAAGUUAAACACAAUUGGGAAACCAUGGUUGAAGGAAUUCAAAAUUACAUAGGGUCUUUGAAUUGGGGAUAUCGGGUGGCUUUACGUGAGAAGACUGUGACAUACCUCAAUGCGUAUGGAGAAUUUAUUGGACCACAUAAAAUCAAGGCAAUCAACAGAAAAGGACAAGAAACUUUCUAUACAGCACAGACAUUUGUGAUUGCUACUGGAGAAAGACCGCGAUAUUUGGGUAUCCCAGGAGAUAAAGAAUAUUGUAUCACGAGCGAUGACCUCUUCUCCCUCCCCUAUUGCCCUGGAAGGACUCUAGUUGUGGGAGCCUCUUAUGUAGCUUUGGAAUGUGCAGGAUUUCUUACUAGCCUUGGUUUGGAUGUCACUGUUAUGGUACGCUCAAUUCUUCUUCGUGGCUUUGAUCAAGAAAUGGCAGAGAAAGCAGGUGCCUACAUGGAAACACAUGGAGUAAAAUUCAUCAGAAAGUUUGUUCCUAUUGAGAUUAUAAAGCUGGAGGAUGGCAUGCCCGGAAAACUCAAAGUAAUUGCAAAAUCCACUGAAGGAUCACAAGUGAUUGAAGGAGAAUAUAACACUGUUUUGAUAGCUGUUGGCCGUGAUGCUUGCACCAGGACUAUUGGCUUGGAUAAAAUUGGUGUGAAAAUGAAUGAAAAUAAUGGGAAGAUACCUGUGACUGAUGAAGAACAAACCAAUGUACCUUACGUCUAUGCAAUUGGGGAUAUUUUGGAAGGAAAGCUGGAACUUACACCAGUUGCCAUACAGGCAGGCAAGCUAUUAGCUCGCAGACUUUUUGGAGGAAGUUCUGUAAAGUGUGAUUAUGUUAAUGUGCCAACUACAGUGUUUACACCUUUGGAAUAUGGUUGUUGUGGCUUCCCCGAAGAAAAAGCUAUUGAACUAUUUGGACAAGAAAAUAUAGAGGUAUAUCACACUUACUUCUGGCCACUUGAAUGGACAAUACCAAAUAGAGACAACAAUACCUGUUAUGCAAAAAUAAUCUGCAAUAAGCUUAAUGAUAACCGUGUGAUUGGAUUACAUGUACUUGGACCUAAUGCUGGGGAAAUAACCCAGGGUUUUGGGGCAGCAAUGAAAUGUGGUAUCACAAAAGAAUUACUUGAUGAAACAAUUGGCAUACAUCCAACUUGUGCAGAGGUAUUCACUACAAUGGGAAUUACCAAAGCUUCAGGAAAAGAUAUCAGUCAGAGUGGUUGCUGAGGUUAAGCCCUGCUGUUUAAACUAUUUUCUGAUGGGCCACUUACCUAUUGGAAGUUUCAUAAUGCAUACCAAAUACACGGGUAAAUAAGUAAUAUGUGAUUGUAGUAUUUUAAUACUACAGGUGAUGCAUUUCUGAAACUUUUAUAAAAGAUGGUGGUCUUUGCCAGAAAUAGUCAAACAGCAGGGUGAACAGUAAUCCCAACAUGAUUAGAAUGGCACGCAAGUGUAUUUUUGAAGUUAUAGCUCUGAACCUCAUCUGGAGGCGAGUCAUGGCUGAUGAUUUCUAUAUCAGUUGGGAAAACCUAUUCGUCCAGGCAAACAAGUAGAAAAAUUUCUUUCAGAGAAACUUCUGUAUUGCACAGGUGAAAUUUUUCAGUUGUAGUGGUUUUGUAUGAACACUCAGGCACAGUUGAAUGUAUGGUCGAUAUAAAUUUUGCUAGCAUCCCGUUAACUUCAUUCAGACACUAGUGCAUUUUGUUACUUGUUAAUAUGAAUGCUAUGGUUUGUUUGCAUUUUUUAAAUAAAUAUUCCAGUUCAUUUAUCAGAAAUCUGUUAAUGCAUUGUAUUCCCCUGGGCAUUAAAGUUCCAACGACAUGAAAUGUAGUAUGUGUUUUUUAAAAAUAAAAUCCCUAUAAUUCUAGUUAUCAGAAAAAGCAAUGUUAACACAUGAAAUUAUAUUUACUAAUUUUGGGGAACAUUUACUAUUUUGGCAUUUCUUUUUUAAAAAAUUCCUCCAUCUCCCAUAUUUAUCUAUUCUAAAAUAUUCCCAAAUAAAAUUGAAACCAUCUGUUUAUGAUGUUUUCUGUUUAUGCAGUAAGCAAAUAAUUUCAGCCAUAGAAUUGAAAUGUAUUUGGUUAGGUUGCUACUUUGUAAGUACAUUGUCUCUACUUUGCCAUAGCAGUGACAAUUAGGUUUUGUGCUUUGUGAAAUUCCUAUUACAGUAAAUAGUUUUAAUCUGCGGAGAUCUCCUUGGCAAUCCUCUACUUGGGAUAGCUUGAGGAGGUUAGGCUUAUGUAUUCAAAUAUGUAUGUUCUAAAUGCUUCAAUUCAAAAAUUGUAUUGCAUAGAGUUUUAAACUAUGAUGCAUCAUGGAAGAGAAGUUCCAAUAAGCAAUGUUAUGUAUGUAAAUUGUUACAUUCAUUAAAGAAUGCAGCUUUUGCUAAAAUAAGUAUGC
Messenger RNA from Ahaetulla prasina, 3160 nucleotides. RefSeq names its product thioredoxin reductase 3 (gene TXNRD3). The record is from RefSeq and is a predicted model, not a curated record. The transcript is spliced from 16 exons. Gene Ontology annotation, cellular component: mitochondrion; cytosol. The coding region runs from base 167 to 1987 and encodes 606 amino acids. Gene Ontology annotation, molecular function: flavin adenine dinucleotide binding; glutathione-disulfide reductase (NADPH) activity; thioredoxin-disulfide reductase (NADPH) activity. NCBI's taxonomy places the organism in Eukaryota, Metazoa, Chordata, Lepidosauria, Squamata, Colubridae. Gene Ontology annotation, biological process: cell redox homeostasis; glutathione metabolic process; cellular response to oxidative stress.